CAUGUUGCAAUGGUGUACUUGUGAUGAUUGUAAAUCCUCAUGCUGCUGCCUGCUAAGUGCUCCGAUACCCCACUUACUGCUAGCGUCGCGCAUCGCGAGAUGGGCUGCUCACAGGUAUUCGCCGUUUUGACCCCAAGAUGGUGAUUUCCAUGGAGGCAGCAGAAUUGCACAUCAAUGGCUUAAGCAUUGAGCGAAAACAUGGCGUAGUCGUAGUAAGGUAAUUAGAACGUGAAGCUGGGCAUUUGACUUUGACCCUAGAUCGCAUCUCGUUGACCUUAGUCAUCAAAUCCGGCGACGUCAGCCACGCCGCUAAGCCUCAUCCAGCAUCAGCCCCACGCCGCCAUCGUCACCAGCAUCCUGGCCAACCUCACCUCGAGCUGGAGCUCCGGCUGCAGCUUGUCCACGCCCCAGCGCAAAGCCCAUCUUCUCCCGACAGUACACCGCCCGAGAAGGAAAAGCGAUGGCCUCCAGCGAACAAGAAGGCGACUUCUCGAAUGUCUCCUGGAGUGAACAUAUCCACGAACAAACACACAAGAACCCCACUACGCCAGACGCCGAAGACACUGGGCAUACUCUCGAUGGGCCGGGCACGACUGUCGAGCAUGAACCGCACCCGCUGGGCGGAGAACGUCUAGAAUGCACAGUCGACACGCCGAUCAAGGAGAAUGAUGGGACAAAGGAUGCCUUUGUGUCGUAUCUCAUCACCACCAGCUCCACCUUUCCCUCCUUUGCGCGCGAGCAUUUCUCCGUGCGACGCCGCUUCACCGACUUUGUCUUCCUCUACAAGACCCUCAACCGCGACUUCCCCGCCUGCGCCGUUCCGCCUCUCCCGGACAAGCAGCGCAUGGAGUAUGUCCGCGGGGACCGCUUCGGCACCGACUUCACCCUCCGUCGAGCACACUCUCUUCAGAGGUUCCUCGCCAGGCUGAGUCUGCAUCCGUCGCUGCGUAGAUCGCCGAUGCUGCACUCGUUCCUGGAGAGCCCGGACUGGAACGCGACAAUGAAGAGUCGGGGCGCACGGUCGAGCAGUGGCGAUGCAGCCAGCGGCGCCGCCGGUGUGUUUGACAACUUUGCGGACACCUUCAUCAAUGCGUUCACAAAGGUGCACAAACCGGACAGGCGCUUCCUCGAGGUCAAGGAGAAGAGCGACAAGUUGGAUGAGGACCUGAAUCACAUCGAAAAGGUCGUCGCCCGUGUCGCGCGGCGGGAGGCUGAUCUCGAGACCGACUACCACGACCUGGCUGAGCAGUUCCAGAAGCUCAUCACCCUUGAACCUGGCGUCGAGCCCGCCGUGCACGGUUUCGCGGCCAGCAUCCAAGACUCGGCGGCGCAUCUGCGCCGUCUCCACGACGUGACAGACCAGGAUUACCUGGGGUCGCUGCGGGACAUGCAGGCCUACAGCCUCAGCCUACGCAAUCUCCUCAAGGCAAGAGAGCAGAAGCAAUUAGACCACGAGCAGCUGAUCGAGUACCUCAACAAGUCCACGACGGAGCGUGAUUCCCUGCAAGGCCACGGCGGCCACUCGUACUCUGGUGGUUCCUCGGGGCCCGGGGGCUUCCUGCGGAACAAGAUCGAGGACGUGCGAGGUGUAGACCACGAGCAGGCACGCCGCGAGCGCGCACGUAAAUUGGAGAUGCGCGUCGAGGAGCUGACUGCCGAAGUGGAGCGUGCCAGGGCGACCAGCAACCUCUUUGAUGACGAGGUUGUCCGCGAAGUCGGCGACUUUGAACGAAUCAAGCGGAUUGAGUUCAAGGCCCAGCUUGGCGGGCUGGCGGAUGCUCAUGUUCAGUUCUAUGGCGAGGUCGGCAGUCUGUGGGAGCAGUAUGUCAAGGAAAUGGAGAAACAAGGCGUCGAGGCUUGAGAGCAGAGCGGCGCGGUGGAAUGAAUGCGGGAUAGGCACGGGCGUCGAGGCGUUUGCUGGUUUUUAUCAAGUUAGGACAGUAGAAUGAAUGCCUGUAGGCAAGGCCCCU
Messenger RNA from Emericellopsis atlantica, 1970 nucleotides. RefSeq lists its product as uncharacterized. The record is from RefSeq and is a predicted model, not a curated record. Lineage: Eukaryota; Fungi; Ascomycota; Sordariomycetes; Hypocreales; Bionectriaceae. The transcript is spliced from 2 exons. Gene Ontology annotation, molecular function: phosphatidylinositol binding. Bases 461 to 1861 code for a protein of 466 amino acids. Gene Ontology annotation, cellular component: phagophore assembly site. Gene Ontology annotation, biological process: autophagy; cytoplasm to vacuole targeting by the Cvt pathway.